ACCUUUCUCUCUCUUUCAUUUUUGCAAUCUUAAGAUGAUUAAAUGUGCAACAUUAGGGUAUUCUUUUCAAAUGGGUUUAUCUAUUUUCUUUCAUAGACUUUGUUACAAACUGAUUUGACUUUUGUCUCUUGAAGGUCUCAAGGAAAAUUGAUAUGUUCCAAUUUCUUUUAUUUUUCACUGUCAAUAUCUAUCUACAUGUUCAAUUUCUUAAAUAGUUUACUUCCUUCAUGUUCCUAAGUGACAAGGUCAAUGAUCUUACUUUAUUGAAUUUUAGAUCCUCUUUCUUCAUUAAUUUACAUCACCAUCUAAAAUCUUGCUUGUAUUGACAUUAAUUGUAAUUCCAGUAGGAUCUAAGGCAUGACAUAAAAGAGAAUAGUCAUAAUUGUAGUCUUUGGAGCUAAUUUUAGCAGUCACUGUCAAUAUGCCACAUUUGUGAGAAGAUAUAUUCAUUACUAUCAUUAGAUUAAUUCUUUGUGGAACAAAUUCAAGGUGUCUAUUAUUGUUGGCAUGUAAUGAUAAUUUGUUAAUGAGUAAGAUAAAUACAAUCUGACUAGCAUAGAGCAUAGCAGCAAAUUGGGGUUUAAGAAUCCAAAUUAGGCUUCAGAAGAUGCUAAGAAAUUGGUUAAAUGGAAGUUGAUGCUUUGGAACCCUGAUUGUUGCAAUCAUGGUUUUGGUGCAUCUCUCAAAGAGUUUUUUGACUUGAUGCUGCAGUGUUAUAGUGGAAGUUGAUGCUUAUCUAAUACAUAGUUCAUUCAACUAUGUUUUUUUGGUUAUAUUCUUAUGCUUGUUGCAGUGAUUGAUAAUAAGUAGUAAUUUUCUUAAUCUGAGUUAUGUCCACAGAUAUUCUUUGACAUUAUUGAUUUCUUAUGUGGCAAUGUGCAUGUUAGAUGAGUAAUAUUUCAUGAGGCAGUUCCUGAUGUUAAAUUGUUUGUAGAAGAUGCUUGUUGCUUACUGUUGUUUGUUUUGUCCAAUAUUGUUAGGAGCUUGACGAACUUCUGGAGGAGGUUCAAGAGGCUAGAAGAAUUAAAUUGUUGCAUCAGCCCAGCAAGGUGAUUGACAUGGAACAUGAGCUCCAAGCUCUACGCAUGCAGAUUCGAGAAAAGUCUAUAAUUUUGGUUAAGCUCCAAAGAGAGCUGGCAAUGAGCAGGAGGGCUGAGGAGAACAAGUUCUGUGUAUAUGAGUUCGGUGGUUCUGAAACUUUAGGUUCAGCUUUGCGAGUUCAACCUUGCUCAGAUGAAGCUCAAGACCUGUCAAAAUGUUCAAUCCAGUGGUAUCGUAUAUCGACUGAAGGUAGCAGAAGGGAACUUAUUUCAGGUGCCAACAAAUCAAUCUAUGCUCCAGAGCCCUUUGAUGUUGGGCGAUUUUUGGAAGUUGAUGUUGUCUCAGCUGGCCAAAAGGUUGCUGUGACAACUUCUGGUCCCAUAGGUCCAGCUGCGGGAUUGGCCAGUUAUGUGGAGACGCUUUUACGGAAACCCAACACUGAAUUUAAUCUAAAACUACCCUAUCAAAUUGUGGCUAUUGUUUCCGGUGCUUUGAAUGAUACAGCUGCAAAGAAGUAUGAUUUGGAAGGAUGGUUUCCUGCAUCCAGCACUUACAGAGAACUUGUUUCCUGUUCAAACUGCACUGACUAUCAGUCCAGGAGAUUAGAGAUUCGAUAUGGGUAGAAAAAGGGUAGACUAGUAGUAAUAUUUUUAGAUACACUAGUAGUUAUAUUUUUGGAUGGGUGUGUAUAGAAAAUAUUUAGUAGACUACUAGUUAUAUUUUUCGGUUGAUGUACAUGGAUAAAAAUUUUAAACAUAAUAACAAGUAUUUGUUAUGUCUUAAAUUUUUAUGUUAGAUGAAAUAUGUAGUUUGGAAUUAUUUGUGGAUGAAAACUUAUAAUAGUUGCUGAUUUUAAUUAAA
Messenger RNA from Camellia sinensis, 1902 nucleotides. NCBI's taxonomy places the organism in Eukaryota, Viridiplantae, Streptophyta, Magnoliopsida, Ericales, Theaceae. The record is from RefSeq and is a predicted model, not a curated record.